GAGGUGUGUCCCGGCUUUGCCGAUCUGAGGGUUGCCAGGGCCCCAUCUAAUUUGAAUAAAAUGAAUGCGAACAGCAUUGGCAAUUACAGUCCUUCCUGUUUGAGGUCCCUAGUUUACAAAAUGUUUAAUGAUUAACAUCAUCUUUUGCAAACGCCCGCCAGCACUGCGUGGCUAACAGCGCAGGUGGUUUGGGUGUAAACUUUCUGAACAGCCUCUUUCACCUGGGAGGAGGAGUAGAGUCUGGGCUUCUGUGCCAGCAGAAUACUAAGUGCGUGGGGCAGUGUCCUACAACGGGCUCUGGCAGGGCCCGAACAGGGCGAAGGCUUGAAAGUGUGGCAUCGUCCUGGGCGCCCUGCUGCUGGUCUUCUGUGCUUGGAUGACUCAUCAGUCCUGCAUGUUCCUGGUGAAAUCGGCCAAUCUUGGCAAGCGCAGAACCUACCCGGGACUGGCUCUGGGAGAGGUGCCACCACGAGCAGCCAGAGGAGGGCCGGCACUGAGAAGGAAAGGCAUCCUCAGCCCAAAUGAAAGCAGCGCUCCUCCAGUGCAUCCUAAUACAUCAAGGUUGAGCGGCUCUACACAGACGGCCUUUGUCGCCAUCCGCGGGUACAUCUGCGAGGGAGCCUGGCAGCCCCUGCAGCUGAUUCUGUGGGAGGCUUUGGCACCGCGGAAAGAUGCAAGAAAGUUUUGCCAAUGAACUUUGAGUGGCCAGGUUCUUCCGGAGGAACGUUCAGAGCGAUGGAUGCAGCAACAAAAGAGCCAGGGCUGGGAUAGGCCCAUGUCUAGAGGCGGGAUGUUUGGUUUCCUUCAUUUUCAAACUAAGGAGAUUCCAAGGAAACAGGAGAUGCUGGAGGUUAUGGAAGGCACUUCCAGAGAUGAGCCCACUGCAUUGGCUACCACCAGGAAUGUAUACUGCACGGCCACAUCUAGAGAACCAGCAGGGAAAACCAUGCUGCUCUUUGCUUGAUUUGACCAGUGUUAACUACAGAGGAGCAACGGGAAUACAAUGUGGCCUGUGUCAGAACUGGAGCAUUUCACGCCUAUGGAAAAGCGGGGAAGAUGCUAGUGGAGACCAGCAUGAUUGGGCUCAUGCUGGGAACCUGCAUUGCUUUCUAUGUCGUCAUUGGGGAUUUGGGAUCCAACUUCUUUGCCCAGUUGCUUGGCCUUCAGGUAACUGGCAGCUUCCGGAUAGUCCUGCUCUUUGUCGUCUCCUUGUGUAUCGUGCUGCCAUUGAGCCUACAGAGGAACAUGAUGGCUUCCAUACAGUCGUUCAGCGCCAUGGCACUGAUCUUCUACACGGUGUUCAUGUUUGUGAUUGUGCUCUCAUCUUUCAAGCACGGCCUCUUCAGCGGGCAGUGGCUGAAGCGGGUCAGUUAUGCGCGCUGGGAGGGCAUUUUUCGCUGCAUUCCCAUCUUUGGCAUGUCCUUUGCCUGUCAGUCGUCUUGCCUACCUACGACAGCUUGGAUGAACCGUCCGUUAAAAUAAUGAGCUCCAUAUUUGCCUCCUCUCUAAAUGUGGUCACCAUCUUCUAUGUGAUGGUUGGCUUCUUUGGCUAUGUGAGCUAUACUGAGGCUAUCGCUGGGAACGUGCUGAUGAACUUUCCAUCCAACCUGGUGACGGAGAUGAUCCGUGUGGGGUUCAUGAUGUCGGUGGCCGUGGGGUUUCCCAUGAUGAUCCUGCCCUGCCGACAGGCUCUGAACACCCUCCUUUUUGAGCAGCAGCAAAAAGAUGGCACGUUUGCGGCUGGGGGCUACAUGCCACCCCUCCGGUUCAAAGCCCUCACACUGGCUGUGGUGUUUGGCACCAUGGUGGGAGGCAUCAUGAUACCAAAUGUGGAGACCAUUUUGGGCCUAACAGGUGCAACAAUGGGAAGCCUCAUCUGCUUCAUCUGCCCGGCUCUAAUUUAUAAGAAAAUCCACAAGAAUGCCCUUUGCUCACAGGUUAUACUGUGGAUUGGCUUGGGAAUCCUGGUUAUUAGCACGUACACCACCUUGUCGGCAACAGAGGACCCCCCGGGAAAGAUGGAGGCGCUGGAGCCAGCUGAUCUGGACAAGGGACUUGAUAACAUCAUUGCUGCCAAAAUAGCAGACCAGGACCCGGUGGCAGAGGGGGCAGAGGAUGAUCGCAAUAAACCCAAGCUGCCGGAUGAGAAGGACGAGAUGGAGCAGCCACAGAUCAAAGUGCCCAUGGAAGUGCCCGAGAGGAAUGAGGCGAGAGAGAAGCAGGAGGAGAAAGUGCAGCUUGACCGGCCUGAUCAAGGGAUCGCUCUUCCCAUGGGGGAGGCCCACCGCCAUGAGCCGCCUGUGCCCCACGAUGAGGUGGUGGUUGACGAGCGGCGGGAGCGGGAGGACUCGGAGGAGAACAAAGUUCCCCGGGAAGGAGCCCAGGAGAACCUGCUGCAGCCGGCUGCGGGCAAGGAGCUGGCUAGACCCGCGCAGCUGGAUCCUGAGAAACAGGAGCUGCACCCAGACCAGGGUGGGGCCCCGAAGCAGCCCCGGGGUAAGUUAGACAGCCCUGUCGAGGACGUGGGGGAUGCCCCAGAGAUGCAGGCCCCGCAGCAGAACGGCCACCCGCCCUAUAAAGACCUGGAGCCACGUGAGGCCAAAGUGCCAGCUGCUGCCCAGCCAAGGGAUGGAGAGCCCGCGGAGGCUGCGGGAGGUGAUGGUCUGAAGCCCCAACCACCUGGGAACGAGGAGGUGGUCGUGAAGCCCGCGGAGAAGGAGGCUGAUCCAGGGGAAAGGCAGGAGUUGCCCCCACCAGGCAGGCCGGACCCAGCGCUGGCGCAGCUACCCGAGCAACAUGAGAGCCACAACGCUGAGGAGCAGCACCCGGAGGGCGCUGGCAGCAAGGUGGAGGACGCAGAGAAGGACAAGCUGCUGGACCAUGCCGUGCUGCUGCAGGUGAUCAAGGAGCAGCAGGUGCAGCAGAAGCAGCUGCUGGACCAGCAGGCCAAACUGCUGGCUGUGAUUGAAGAGCAGCACAAGGAGAUCCACCAGCAGAGGCAGGAGGAGGGGGGCGAGGAGAGGCCGAAGCAAGCAGACGUGCAGGCUGAGCUCGACGCAGGCCCCGCACAGAGCAAAGAGGAAGCAGGCCAAGAUCUUCAAGAAGAUGCUGCUGCCAAGCACAUCCCCAAAGAGGUGCAGAGCCAGCUCCAGCCUGGGCCUGACAGCCCAGCCCUGAACCUGGUAGAGCAGCGCAGAGGGAACGAGGAGAAGCAGGAAGAGGCUGGGCAUGGGCAUGGACAUGAAAUCCCUGGAGUGCUACUAAAGGACGGGAAAGUCCCGCUGCACGAGGCAGUCCAGGCUGGGAAGAGCUCCAUGGAAAAGGCUGGAGAGCCUCUGCCUGCCGCCCAGGCAGUAGGGAACCCUCCUGAGCAGGCAGCCGUGGCCAGGGAGCCAGGGAGAGGCCAUGAAGCUAAAGCUGCUGGCAAGCUGCAGGAGAAGAGGGAUCAUGUGCCGAAAGCUGCUGUGGUGGCCGGGCCUGCUGGCAACCCCCAGCGAGAGCCACCGAGGGCACCCAGGAUUCAGGAAGCGGCAGGCCAGAGUCCGGGAAGAGACCCUGGAGCAGAGCGGAAAGGCAAAGCAGUGAAUGGCGCAGAGCCCCGGGACCUAGGCUCCCCUCUUGAUGCCGCAAAGAACCUGCGUGUGGAGAACAUGCAGCACAAGGUGGAGCCCCUGCAGGCUGCUGACGCCGAUGGGGGCAAUCGGGCGGGCCAGCUGAGAGACCAGGCCAAGCUGCAAAGUGUCCAAGAGAAAGACAGAGAUGUGGCCCAGGAGGCUCAGGGAAAGCCAAGGCAUGUGGAUGACAAGCUUGAGGAGCACGGGAAGCAGCAGAGCUCCAAACACGAGGCUGCCCUGAAGCCUGAGAAGGGGGCGGCCACCAGCAGGGACGAGCAAGUGGAGCGUGACCGUGGCAAGCCCAACCGGGACCUGAAGCUGCAGGCGGACUUGGACCUGCGGCGCCGGCGCCGGGACCUGGAGGAGGAGGAGGAGGGGGCAGGUGCGGCGGCGGGAGGUGGCAUCCUCAUUGGCCUCCACCCUGUCCCCGACGUGAAAGUGAACGACCUGCGUGGUGCGCUGGAGACGCAGCUGCACCAGGCAGCGGGAGGCGCCCAGCCGGUCAUCCACAGCCGGCAGAUCAAGCAGGUGCCUGCAGCCGAGGAGGACGGGUGACGGGCAGGCCGUGCUCCGGGGGUGCCGCGGGUGGCCAGUGCUGAGGGGUUGGGUUAGCCAGGGACCACUUGGCUGUGACUAAGGGGCUGAUUCACUUCACGUGGCCUUGGCCUUUGGGCUCUGACCUGCGGGAACUCUCCCUGGAGCUGCCCAGCCAGGUUUAACAUUCCUGCCCGAGUGUGUUGUGGGGGAUGACAAGAUUGAGAUCAUCAGUGACCCUGAAAGAAAAGCUCCCACCGUCCUCUGGCUUUCAGAGGUCACCUGCCAGCUCAGGAGUCCAACCCCCCUACCUCCCUGGCACACACUUUCCAAGGACCUCUGUUUGCUUCGUGCCCGUUGAAUUGCCUUAGCCCUCCUGUGCCGACCUCUCUCUCCAGGACCGAGGUCCCUGCCACGCUGUCCAAAGCGUCUCUGCAGACCCAGAUCUCGGGGGAUGCUGUGGAGAGCAGACCAGCCCAGGCAGAGGGUGUGGUGGGCUCGGAGGCCUGUUGCUCUAAAGCACGUGUGCAUGCGUCCACUGGCCUCGUAUGCCUGGGGGGGGGGGGGAGUCCUGCUUU
Messenger RNA from Alligator sinensis (Chinese alligator), 4726 nucleotides. It is a transcript of the gene SLC38A10, whose product is annotated as solute carrier family 38 member 10. The record is from RefSeq and is a predicted model, not a curated record. Lineage: Eukaryota; Metazoa; Chordata; Crocodylia; Alligatoridae. The coding region runs from base 873 to 4169 and encodes 1098 amino acids. Gene Ontology annotation, molecular function: amino acid transmembrane transporter activity. The transcript is spliced from 18 exons. Gene Ontology annotation, biological process: amino acid transmembrane transport.